Messenger RNA from Pichia membranifaciens NRRL Y-2026, 1770 nucleotides. RefSeq lists its product as hypothetical. The transcript has a single exon. The record is from RefSeq and is a predicted model, not a curated record. NCBI's taxonomy places the organism in Eukaryota, Fungi, Ascomycota, Pichiomycetes, Pichiales, Pichiaceae. The coding region runs from base 94 to 1449 and encodes 451 amino acids.
AGAGGCAGACAGGGGGCAACAGAAGCGCCAAGGAUGCUGGCCCGGCGUGGAAUAAGGCAGUUGUUCUUGGGAACCACACGUGGGAUUGCCGGCAUGAGCAACAAACGCACGAUCAAGAUCGACUCAGUGGAGCCAAGGAAGUACGUGAAGAAAGACGGCGGCUCCGGGCAGCCGGACUCGAUCGACAAGCUGUCGAACGUGACGCUGUCGGACGAGCAGGUGCAGGUGAAGGACGACAUCAUCCGGUUUGUGAAGGAGAGCAUCCGCAACCACCGCGAGGGGGACCUGCCGCGUGUGUACGUCAUCAAGGGCGGCGCCGGCACGGGCAAGUCUGUGGUGCUGAACAACCUGUUUAACGAGAUCCAGAAGCUGAACCGCAAGGUCGGCGACGAGGACCUCAAGGGCACGCGCAACUACCUGGUGGUGAACCACCCGGAGAUGAUCCGGCUCUACCACCGCAUCGCGAGGUCGUUCGCGUACCUAAGCAAGCGGGACAUCGAGCGGCCCACCAGCUACAUCAACCAGUUCGCCAAGGACCGCCAGAAGAACAAGCGCCUGCUCAACGACCUCGUCAUAGUCGACGAGGCGCAUCUUCUCGCCACGUGCAAGAACGCCUACAAGAAGUUCUACGGCGAGAACCACCUCACGGAGAUCAUGAAGACCUGCAAGGUCGCCGUCGUGGUGUACGACGAGCGCCAGACCUUGCGCACCGACCAGUUCUGGGCCGAGCACAGCGCCCACGGCUGUUCGCUGGAAGACGUGCUGCGCCAGCACAGUCGUGAGCACCGCGAGUACGAGCUGCAGCAGCAGUUCCGCAUGAACCUCAGCAACGCAAACGAGGACAACACGGACGUGCUGCAGUGGGUGCAGCGGGUGUGCUUCCAGCGACACGUCCAGCCCGUGCCCCGCGAGCGGCUCGGCGGCCACUUUGAGUUCAAGGUGUUUGACGACUGCCAGCAGAUGUACGAGCGCGUGCGCAGCAAGAACGCGCAGUACGGCCAGUGCCGGAUUCUCAGCACCUACGACUACCCGUACCGCAUCAGCGGAGACCGCGACUGGUAUGUGACGGGCCGCGGCGGGUUCCGGCUGCGGUGGGACAAGUUCACGCCGGGACACACGGUGCCCUGGAGCGAACGCGACUACACGAUCGACGAGGUGGGCAGCGUGUACACGAUCCAGGGCUUCGACCUCAACUACGUGGGUGUGAUCAUCGGGCCCAGCGUGGACAUCGACUGGGCUGCCGACACCGUGAGUGUGAACGCUGCGGCGUACGAGGACCGGGCGGGCACGGUGCGGCGCGCGGGGCUCGACCGCGACAAGGCCGUAGAGACGAUUGUGCUGAACUCGCUGUACGUGCUGCUGACGCGGGGGGUGCGCGGGCUGUACGUGUACGUGCACUCCGAGGGUGCUGAGCCGCGGGCGGGCGAGAGGGGCGAGGGAAACGUUUAGAGCAUUCAUCUUAUAUAUAGACAAGCGACAGACGCAGUAACAGACGCACUGCUUAUAGUGUUGUUGAUGACGAGGCCAAUAGGCGUGUAAAUACAAGAGGUUUGAUGUGGUUGGGGGUAUUAGUGUGUAAGUGAGAUAUCAGUUCUAUACCAUGAGCGGUAGAGACGACCUGCAUCUCGCCGCCAGGGAGAAACGCGUUGGAAGAUUGCCAGACGUACGUACAGCAGGCUGAAACGGUCGGACCUGGUGCGGCACUCGUCGUCCCGACCUCGAGCAAAAGAAGGCGCUCCGCUGACGUCAGCGGUGCGCCGACGUCAGCGC